GCGAAUGCGCCUGCUUCGCACGGUAUGCCACUCUCAAGAGGCUCACGCAACGAUCCACGGACGCAUCGGCGUCAGCUGACGGAGACGCUAGCGCCGCUCGACGCCUAGCGCGCGCUUUCGAUCGAAGCUCGUGACGUCACACGUUGUACCGGGACUCCGAAGCCGAGGCGGCGAUCAUGGCGGCGGAGGGUUGAACCACGCCAGCGGACUCCGGCGGUUGGAAGUCGCGUACUACCUUACUCCCACGCACGGCAGCGAUCCCCCGCUGGUGGUGGUCGCGGCGGACGGAUCAGUUCCGGCAGCAGCAGAGCCAGCAGCAGCAGCCAUGCCACGGCUGGGACACUACAGCGAGAAGUACGAGCUGAACGGCAGCGGCUCCGAGCAGCCGGCCGCCUCGUACGGUUCCUUCCGAAGGGACGAGCAGGGGGCGCUGCUCAGCCACGACCACCUGUUGAACGCCGCCGACGACGAGCUGGAGUCGCAGGCCAGCGACCAUGGUCUCGUGAUGGGGCCCGUCCAGACCCAGGCGCCCCUGUUCUUCCGCGACGGAAAGCGAAGGAUCGAUUACGUGCUGGUGUACGAGGACAGCGAAGGAGCACGACUGGGCAAAUACGAUGAGUGGCGGUCCACCUUCAUGGCCAAUCUGCGGCAGGCCGGACUCGACAUGGAGGAGGAGCUGGUGGAGGGCGACAACAAGUCGACGCACUUCAUCAAGCUCUCGGUGCCGUGGCCCGUGCUGCUCCGCUACGCCGAGGAGCUCUGCCUCCGCGCCCCGCUUCAGGCACACCCAAAUCCGAGCGUCAACUGGUCUGCGGGCGUGCUGGCGACGCUACGCAUCCCCAACAUUAUGGAGGCAGACGUUCCCAACAAGCCGCUCGACUAUUACACCUGUACCUUCAAGUGCUCCAAGCUGGACAGGUUUCUGGGCAGCGACAACCAGGACGAGUAUUUCACGGUGACGCAGCGGGUGUGCGUGGCCUACGAAAUCUUGCAGACGGCGCGCUACGGAGCGCGUCGCAAGGCGCAGAUCGGCAUCGACCGACUCAUCGAGGAAGGAGUCUACGCAGCCGCAUUCCCUUUGCACGAGGGCGACUACCGAAAGCCUGCGGGCAACGUGCCACCAUCUACGUGGAACCGGCGUCAGGUGUUGUACGAGUACUGGGCGCGCUGGUCGUGCUGGUACAAGUACCAGCCACUGGACCACAUCCGAGAGUACUUCGGCGAAAAGAUUGGCAUCUACUUCGCCUGGCUUGGGUUCUACACUGGCUGGCUACUGCCUGCUGCCGCCAUGGGUUUCCUCGUGUUUCUUUACGGCAUCUUCACCAUCAGCAACGAUGGCCCCACGAACGAGGUAUGCAACAGCGACAAGAAGUACCGCAUGUGCCCGCGCUGUGACGAGAAAUACGGCUGCGACUACUGGUACAUCAGCGACAACUGCAUCUUUACCAAGAUCACCUACCUGUUCGAUCACCCGGGAACCGUCUUCUACGCCAUCUUCGUCUCCUUCUGGGCCGUGACGUUUCUUGAGUACUGGAAGAGGAAGUCCGCCAGCCUGGCCCACCAUUGGGACUGCAUGGAUUUCGAGGAGGAAGAGGAGCGUCCUCGGCCCGAAUUCGCUGCCAGAGCAUCUCACGUCGAGCGCAACCCAAUCACGGGGGCCAAGGAACCGGCCUUCCCCGCCCGUGUGCGCAAGCAGAGGGUCGCCGCUGGCGUCGCCAUCUUGCUUCUCAUGAUUGCGCUGGUGCUGGUGUUCAUGGUGUCGGUGAUCGUGUACCGAGUGCUGGUGUCGAUCCCCCUGUUCCGGAGUCAAUCGUUCAAGGGGCUCGCUUCGGUCAUUGCCAGCAGCUCGGGCGCGUUCGUCAACCUCAUCUUCAUCAUGAUCCUCGGAAAGGUCUAUGAACGACUCGCAUAUCGGCUCACGCAGUGGGAAAUGCACCGCACGCAGACGGACUUCGACAACAACCUCACACUCAAAGUGUUCCUGUUCCAGUUCGUCAACUUCUAUUCGUCCAUUUUUUACAUUGCCUUCUUCAAGGGCCGGUUCGUUGGUUACCCGGGAAAAUAUGGUCACCUUCUUGGCCUACGGAAUGAAGAGGCAAGUAUUGUAAUAACCUGCAGCGGCAGCGACUGCCUGUCGGAGCUUGCCCAACAGUUGGCGAUCAUUAUGGUGGGCAAGCAGAUGAUUAACAACGCACAGGAGAUCCUCGUACCGAAGAUAAAGGCGUGGUGGCAUCGUCACAAGACCAAGCUGGUGUACCGUGAAUCACUAACGCGCUGGGAGCAGGACUAUCGACUCAUCCAAAACGAGGGUCUAUUCCAGGAAUAUCUGGAAAUGGUGCUGCAGUUCGGCUUCAUCACCAUCUUCGUGGCAGCAUUCCCGCUGGCACCGCUGUUCGCGCUGCUCAACAACUGGGUCGAGAUCCGGCUCGACGCGCAGAAGUUCGUCUGCGAGACGCGCCGGUGCGUGCCUGAGCGCGCCCAGAACAUCGGCAUAUGGUUCUCCAUCCUCGAGUUCCUCGCCAAGGCAGCCGUCAUCAGCAAUGCGUUCCUGAUCGCAUUCACCUCUGACUUCCUGACGAGGACAAUGUAUCGGUAUGAAUUCGACUGGGACCUCAAGGGCUACGUCAACUUCACGCUAGCGCAUGCGCCCAAAGGUUCGCUAUCACUACCCUGCAGGUACCGUGACCUGAGGGAUGAGAACGGCAACUGGACUUUCUUCCAUUGGAAGCUGCUGGCUGUGCGACUAGCUUUCGUCAUUAUAUUUGAGCACGUGGUCUUCUGCGUGUGCCGACUUAUUGACCUGGUGGUGCCUGACAUCCCAAGCCAGUUGGAGCUGAAGAUCAAGCGCGAGCGAUACCUGGCCAAGCAAGCGCUCGCCGACUCGGAGACCAUCAUGAAGGUGGCGCAAAGAAAGGACGACGACGAUGACGAAGACGCGGAAGCACCAGCCGUCUGAAGAGCCUCGCUCUAAACAGGAAUACAGCAUCAAGGACUGGAGCCACGGGCAGAGCUGGCCAAGACUACAGCACGCGCCGGGAGCUGGACGCAUGCGCACUUUGUCUCCUGCAGGCUGUUAUCCCGAUGGUUGUAAUUGCAAGGCUUUGCGCGCCCUGCCUAAAGAGUGCUCGCGAGCUACCAAUGCAACAUUAAGCUCAUGAAGCCUCCAAGGAAAUGGUACCUUUUACCAUCGAGCACGGAGUUUCUACAGGUACUUCAUGGGAAUCCUAUAUUACUUCCAGUGCCAUAGGAGAUUUGAAUCAACAUACGCGCUCCUGGAGGAGGCCAUUGAAAGUUGAGGGAGAAAAUGUUGCACACCUAACCAGUGAACUUGACGAAAUUUUAUUGGAAAGCUGGUGCAAUAUCGCGCCCUCUGUCUCAAGUGCGAGUUUAUGCAUCGGGAAGUUCAACUUCACUAAUUUGGCCACGUUAGUCUAAAGCAGGUCGGUACUAUCUGCACAUUUUGUAUACUGAGUGGUGCACCGCCUGCAGCAAGGCAGGCAUAAAUGGUUCUCCCGGCUAAUUCACCAGAUCACCCGGGCUGAAGUCUUGUACUCAGGUGGCCUUUAGUUGUGAUUGUGUUCAAUAUCAAGUUCAGGUGCUGUACUUGUCUCUUUCGUCCUAGAGCGAUCGAAAGCAGAUGAAACGCAGGGUGGUGAACCACAAAUAUUUCCGGCUUACUGCUUUGCCCGGGAAAUUGUGAAAAUGAAUUUUAAGAGGAAAAGAAGGACAGUGUGUAUCGUCUCCCGUGAAGCCGGGCCGAAAAUGCAGGUUUUCUCAAUAGGAAUUAUUACUUCACCCCCGAUGGCUACGAUGGUGAAGCACCAUCCUGAAAGUAGAGAGAGGUUUGACUACAGAAGCGACGGGUACUUCUGCUCUUUCUCGUGAGAGAAACUUGCAUUUGGCAUUCUCGCAGACAACCAGCAUUUCGGUCUCCUCGACGAAAGAGGCAGGUGACGCAGAAAAACUUGAUUUCAGACAAAAGCCACCGCAAGAUAUCGCAUCUGUGCAAAACUUUAGCUCGAAUGACCGGUCUCCGUCUGCAAUGCAACGUUUAAUGUUGAAUGCGCUUAGGAUAAAGUGUAAUUAGGUAGACAAUUGAGCCGGCGAAGUGAAAAUGCGUCUCGGGCUCAGGUGGUCGACGUAUAGCCUGUCGGUCUUGACCUCAGGGCACUCUUCCACCGGAUGUGACAGUUGUAAGGAGCUAAUUUUAGAAGUCUGAACCGGUUUCAGCCAUUCCAGCACAAGUAAGUACGACCAAGAAAUGGUGUUCAUCAUUCCUCGUGAACGUUUGUCUUGUGACGAAGGAAACUAACUUUGCGGCCAGGAGCUGUUAAUUGACCCACACCCAGCUGGCUGUUGAUAAGUGUGGUACUUUUGCUCCCUGUUGGUCGUGACAUGUUGUGAAGAUCAUAUCAUACCAUGAGUCGCGGGUUCAGAACAUGUUGUUAUAAACGCGCUCACUCACACACAUACUCAUCCGAAGCUUUCUGGACAUUCCCUCGGGUGCAGCUUCCCUCGAUGUGCCAGGUGAUGGUCAGGGAUAUUCAAUAAUUGCGUCACAAGACCAUUCACGCUCCAGGUUUGAAAGCGUCCUUCUCCAGACUUUCCUAACCUUUCUGCGCAUUACAAGUGAGAAUCGGCUAACGUUUCUCGCUUCAUGACAGCUGCCUACAUGCAUGCAUGUAGACAUGUGUACACACGUGCAUGCCUACAAGCCGAAAUGCAUGCUUUUAUAUUUUUUAUAUUAUUUUCUUUAAUUUUAUUUUUUCGGUAUGGCUUGUGGCAAAUUGUCCUCAUUAAAAACAUAUCUGCCCAAAUAAUAAGGGCCGCGAAAUUCAACCAAAUGCUUUAACAGUGACAACACGCGGCCAGAUGCAUACGAAGUAACACCAUUCUAAGCUUUGGAUGCCUGAAAUAAACCUUUACUCGCGAUCACACCUAGCAGAUUAUUAUUUUUUAGUACCACGAGGUUUGCGGUUUCCUUUGUGGACGACGGAGCGUCUUUCAUUCUUAUCACUGUUAAUAGUUGUAGUGAUUUAUGACUAUCGGAAAUAUCACGCUGAAUGCGGCGGGGCUCAUGAAAUAAAUGUUACAAAGCACUUAACUCGAUCUGUGGUUGGAGCAGAUUAUCUAAAGAGGCCUCGAAAAUGAACGGUUAUAUAAGGCUUAUUGCUACCGUUUAUACGACUCAUGCUUGCCCCACUGAUAUAAAUUCAUGCCAACGUUCGUCGCCUUGGUAUCCUUUGCUGUCAAGGGCUAGCUGUGCCGUGAUUUCUUUUUUUGUUUAUCUUCUUUUCUCCUCAUCUUUUCUGCCAUUACUCCAUCCCCCUGUGCAGAGUAGCCAAUCUGGUUAACCUCUCUGCCCUUUCACCUCUAGUUAUUUCUUUCUCUCGCUCUCACUGCUCAGUGGCGCAUUGGCGUUGAUAUGGAGAGAUACUUUGCUGGUAUCUAGGUUGACAUAUUUUCGCUUCAUAUUUGCACCUCAAGUUACGUCUUAUACAUACAUUACAGAAAAACGAAACUCCCGGUCGAAACCAAUGCUUCUAGGGGACAUUAUAUAGCCCUGUCUUCGACAUUCAGAUACGCCGACCUUCCUUCCUAGAGUUGCCUAAGAGAAGCGCUUCGCGAUGCCACAAGUCUGCUUUCUCACUGUUGUCAUUCCCAACAGCCAUUUCGAGGCACUCUUCCAAGCUACUACCGCGUCCGCGUUUGUUGCAUGUCACCACCGCUUCUCCAGCCGUGGAUAACUCUGUUCUAGGCUAUUUGUCUCACGUCAUAACAGCGGUAUCCACCAGCCCUGUGUCCUCUAAAGCAUGUUGACCGCCUAAUGUUUGGUAUGAUGUAUGGUGAACUUUUCCACGUGAGCAAUUUUACUGGGAUGAAUGAAGUCCCUUCGUCUUCAUCCGCGGGAGUAAAUCUUGCACGAAUUGGCUCCCGGUGACCAAAUGCCAGAUAAUCAACCGCUUGUGUACGCUGGCGCUUUUACUUAACGCUGGCCUGAUUUUAAGAGUGCCAGCAAUGCCUGAUGUUUACGCGGAUGUGCCGAGCACACGGCGUCCGCCACCCACGUUAACUGUUAUGCGCAUUUCCCGGACACCAGUCGUAAGCUAAACCCUUCGAGAUACUCACUGUUGGCCAACAGCUAAACGCGCGUUUUGCUACACUUGUGCGUGCGUGACAUCCCCGUCAAUGAGCGACGUGCACGGUGUAGGCCGCGCACCUACCUUCGAUUCUCAUCUCUACAGUACAAGAGACGUGCUUGUUUUACGAUUGGAACUGGAGGUGACACUCGACCAUAAGGUUGUUUCCUCGAUAGCUGUUAUUGUCAAUUCUCUACAGCGCCUAUUUAUGCAGCUCACAAAUUUAUCACUGAUGUUAUUGUUGCACAAUUUUUUAAUGGGCUGUUGUCAACAUGACUGUGUGGUUUUGCUGUACAUACAUUUUGUAAUAAACCCGCUCCUUGUUGUGUCAGUGUC
Dermacentor silvarum is the source of this 6476-nucleotide messenger RNA. Its product is annotated as anoctamin-7. Gene Ontology annotation, cellular component: plasma membrane. NCBI's taxonomy places the organism in Eukaryota, Metazoa, Arthropoda, Arachnida, Ixodida, Ixodidae. Gene Ontology annotation, biological process: chloride transmembrane transport. The record is from RefSeq and is a predicted model, not a curated record. Gene Ontology annotation, molecular function: protein dimerization activity; chloride channel activity. Bases 326 to 2956 code for a protein of 876 amino acids. The transcript is spliced from 22 exons.